This is a messenger RNA of Perkinsus marinus ATCC 50983, 595 nucleotides long. Its product is annotated as transcription factor MYB21, putative. Gene Ontology annotation, cellular component: nucleus. Gene Ontology annotation, biological process: regulation of DNA-templated transcription. The transcript is spliced from 5 exons. NCBI's taxonomy places the organism in Eukaryota, Perkinsozoa, Perkinsida, Perkinsidae. The annotation marks the transcript as partial. Gene Ontology annotation, molecular function: DNA-binding transcription factor activity, RNA polymerase II-specific; RNA polymerase II cis-regulatory region sequence-specific DNA binding. The record is from RefSeq and is a predicted model, not a curated record.
AUGAACUGCAAAGAUUUUGUUGACCCCACUCAAGCGUUACCAACCACUGCUGCAUUGGACCAGGCCCUCGAUGAGGCUAUCUCAAACAUACUCUCAUCAUCCUCCUCCUCUUCAACGACAGACCAUGAUGCAACAAAUACUUCUGGGGCUCAAGCUGAUGUUGCCAAGUCUGGAGGAGUACUGGCGAAUAGCGAGAGGCGGCAGUGGCUCGAGGAAGAGGAUGAACUUAUCAGACAAGCUGUGGCUUCAAAUGGAACGAAGAAUUGGACUCUCAUCGCUGAGGCACUAACCAGACUUCAUAGGAAUACUAUCACUAGGACCGCAAAGCAGUGCAGGGAGCGUUGGCAUAACCAUCUUGAUCCAAAGGUCGAUAAGAGGCCCUGGACCGAGGAAGAACAUCGUAUCAUCUUUGAAGCCCACAAUCGCUUUGGUAACCGAUGGGCAGAAAUAGCUAAGCUCCUACCUGGACGCACAGACAAUGCGAUAAAGAAUCUGUGGUACUCAACGAUUCGUCGAAAUAAGAGGAAGUCCCAAGGGUACCAGAGAAGGGCGUCGAUCAAUUCAGAGUCAUCGAUGACGAGGAAGGGCGAGAUGA